Leptidea sinapis is the source of this 3064-nucleotide messenger RNA. Its product is annotated as atlastin-like. The coding region runs from base 142 to 1701 and encodes 519 amino acids. NCBI's taxonomy places the organism in Eukaryota, Metazoa, Arthropoda, Insecta, Lepidoptera, Pieridae. Gene Ontology annotation, biological process: protein homooligomerization; endoplasmic reticulum organization. Gene Ontology annotation, molecular function: GTPase activity; GTP binding. The transcript has 11 exons. The record is from RefSeq and is a predicted model, not a curated record.
CCUCAUCGCUCUGACAUCAUUCACUGAGUUAGCCCUCUGUCACUCCUCAGUCCUCAGUAUAUGACUGCCGUUUACACAGUUAGCUGACUAACAGCGCGUUCUGUUUGUGAUAUGAAAUACGCUGUAUUAUACUUGUGAAACAUGGACAGUUUGAAAUCCGGCGAGGCUAUCCGGGUGGUGAGCCCGUCUCCUGAGCACACGUUCUCGGUGGACGAGGCUGUUCUGUCCCAACUGCUGCUGCGAGAUGAUGUCAAGGAUUUGAGCGUGGUUGUGGUGUCAGUUGCCGGAGCCUUCAGGAAGGGCAAGUCUUUUCUGUUGGAUUUCUUCCUGCGAUACUUGAACCAUGAGUACAAUGUAAAGGACAGUUCAGAUUGGUUGGGAUCUGAGGAUGAGCCACUGAGAGGGUUCAGCUGGCGAGGCGGUUCGGAAAGGGACACGACAGGUCUGCUGCUGUGGUCGCAGCCCUUCCAAGCCAUCUUACCUAACGGAGAAAAGGUGGCAAUACUGUUGAUGGACACGCAAGGCACGUUCGACGACAAGUCCACAGUGAAGGACAACGCCACAGUGUUCGCUCUGUCUACGAUGCUGUCAUCUGUGCACAUCUACAACGUCUCGCAGAACAUAGAGGAAGACGACCUGCAGCAUCUGCAAAUGUUCACAGAAUACGGCAAACUCGCGCAACAAACCAGCUUUGGGAAGCCAUUCCAGCGUCUCCAGCUCCUGGUGAGAGAUUGGAGCUUCCCGUACGAAUAUGAAUUCGGGGCCCACGGCGGGAGGAAACUGCUCGACAAGAGGCUGGAGAUCCACGAAGGCCAACACGAGGAGCUGCAGUCCAUCAGGCGCCACAUCGCAGCCUGCUUCGAGGAGCUCGCCUGCUUCCUGAUGCCGCACCCUGGCCUCAACGUGGCCACCGACCCUCACUUCAAUGGAAAGCUCGCUGAAAUAAGUCCAGAGUUUAAAACCUCGUUAAAAGAGCUCGUUCCCAUGCUGUUGGCACCAGAGAACCUCGUGGUGAAGAAGAUCGCUGGACAGAAGCUGAAGGCCAAAGACCUGAUGCUGUACUUCAAAGCAUACAUGAACAUAUUUAAUGGCACUGAGCUUCCCGAACCAAAAAGUAUUUUAGCGGCAACAGCAGAAGCAAACAACUUAUCAGCAGUUGCUGAAGCUCUAGAUGUCUUUGAGUUCUUGAUGGAGGAAGUAGCUGGAGGCACCAGACCCUACCUCGACCCUCAGAGGUUGGAGCAGGAGCACGAUAGAGCAAGGAACAAGGCAAUCCACGUCUUCCAGUCCAAGAAAAAGAUGGGAGGCGAUGAACUUGAAGCAACAUAUGAAGCUAAAUUAGCAAAGGAGAUAAACGAGCAAUAUGAACAGUACCGGGCUCACAAUGAAGGAAAAAACCUGUUCCUGCUGGCCGGCACUCCCGUAGUGUUAGCGGCACUCGUCGUGCUGGGAUACCUGCUGUCCACGCUAGCUGACACCUGCGGCGUGCAGACCCUGGUGGCCGUGGGCCACAUGCUCUCCAUCACCACGCUGGCCAUGCUGGCCGUGUGGUUUUACAGCAGGAUAUCUGGAAAUCUGAGGGAGGUCGGGAUGCAAAUCGACGAAUACUCGGGCAUGAUACGGAAUUACAUCACCCGGCAGGCGGGCGGGCGACAGAUAACGUCCGCAGUCUCUCAAGACACGAACAAGAAACAAACAUAACUAACGCUGAUAAUUGUAGAGCUUACUUAUUACAUACAAAGUGUGAUAACGAUGACAGAACGUCCAUUUAAAUAUUUAGGAGAACAGCCUUCAAUAUUUGGUUUGAAGUAUCGGUCCUUCACAAGAGACUGACGAACCGAAGUCGGCGGGGAUAGUACCUACCUACAUAUUGUAUUUACUAUACUAGGUAUAUAUUUUAGGUUUUCAUAACAACUCACAAUAAUCUAUAUGUUUGCCGCAAAGAAAAUUUGUUUUUAGAGGCACAAUAACGCAUCGGGGUGGGACUUUGGACGAUCGAUAUAGAGUUGUAGAUGUGAUAGAGUUUUUAGGAUUGUCGUAUUGAGAGAUGAGAUAAACACUGACGCGGAACUAAAUGUACUCUUUAUUUAAUAUAUAUUAUAGUAUUUGUACAACAUAUAUAAUAUAUUAAUUUUUAUAUGUUGUACAAAUACAAAUGAGCCACAGCUAAGAGCGGCGGGCACUGACAAGUUGUUCCAUAUGUUUCACACAAUUUUUUGUGCCUAUUUAAAGCGCCACACGAGCGUUCAGAGUACUAAUUUUGACGUAUAAUACAAAUGACUGCGAAGGAACAUACAAUAUUCUGAAGUAUUUUUGCAUUUUGAAUUAAUUUCUUCGUUUUCCGUGUUAUUUAUAUUUCAAGAAUCAACGUUACAAAGUACACAUUUUUUUUGUAAAUAGUUUCCUACCAUCUAUCGAUGUUUGCUGAGGUUUUCGUCACUAGUUUUAGUAUCGCAGACUCUCGCUACAUGGCUAACAGCGCCAAAAUGGCGAAUAUCAAACAGGCACUAAAGUAUGUACUUUGACAGCAGCCAGUCCAUUGGUUUACAGUAGAGGUCAGUGGCCGUAGCUAAGGGCGGCGGGCUAUUAAUGUGAAUUACUAACUUCUAAAGUUCAGUCGCACCUAUAACAGUCAAAAAAUGACACGAAUGUCAACCUUCAUGUAAUUGAGUUAUAAUGAAAAGAGCGGCAUAACCCCAUUGCCACUCAUAUCAGUCAAUUAUUACUGCUGCAAUAUCACAUGUCAUGAUAUCUACACAAUCUAUGCAAUGAUGCGACAAAUUACUUGUAAUACUUAGUAAACCAUAAGUAAAACCUCAAACGUUACAAACUGGUGUAGGUUAAUGCAUCAGCGCUCUGCUCUCAGCCACUGCUUCCCUUGAGUUCUUCGUAGACUUUAUUUUAUCACACUAAUAUACUGACCGGCUACAUUGGGCGAUAAUUUAACCAUUCAUAUUCCAGCAUUUGUUUUAACAUUUACGUUCUUUAUACCUACUUAUUUGUUAUUUAUUUUUACUUAAUGUUUUUAAAAUAAUAUAAGAAAUAUAUUUUGAUACUUUUUAAA